Messenger RNA from Ostreococcus lucimarinus CCE9901, 981 nucleotides. RefSeq lists its product with no specific name. The record is from RefSeq and is a predicted model, not a curated record. The coding region runs from base 1 to 981 and encodes 326 amino acids. NCBI's taxonomy places the organism in Eukaryota, Viridiplantae, Chlorophyta, Mamiellophyceae, Mamiellales, Bathycoccaceae. The transcript has a single exon.
AUGACGCGGACGAAUGUAUGGAGACGAAUCAGUGACUUUGUCACCGCCGUCGUCGAUCCGGCGCUCGACGCCGUGGACGGCGGUGAAGACGACGGACUCGGACCUUCAUCGCCCGAAGUCGCGCUCGCGACGUACCUGAGAGUGGAGAGCGCGGCGCAGCGCGAGGCGAUGGUGCGAGGCGGGGCGCUCGCGGCGGCGCCGGCGGCGCGAAGGAUAAUUACGAAUGACGACGCGCGCGACGCCGCGGCGGUGUUGAAGCGCGAUGGGGCGGUAUUUUUGAAAGAUGUCGUCCCGCACGAUGCGUGUGAUGCGGUGCUCGGGGAGUUGAACGUGAUUUGUGAUUCCGUCAAGGCGACGUACGGGGACGCGUUGCGGCGCACCGACGUCAAGCUCGGAUUCGAUGGGGCCACGCGUGAUUUGCUGUUGCGAGCGUGCGGUCGAGGAGGGGUGAAUUCGAUAUUAGAGCACGUCGAAGACGCAACUGCGGAGGCGAUGAUGGUGGAGAUGAGCGUGCUGGCGACAGAACGAGGGGCGGAUAGACAAGUUUUGCAUCCGGAUGUGGCGUUCGACGCGCCGCACGCGCCGCUGUAUUCUUUGUUCAUAGCGCUACAAGACGUCAUCCCGGAGAUGGGACCGACGUGUUUUGUGCUCGGCACGCAAGACAAGGCGUCACACGACGCGUUUCCGGUGACGAAGUGGAACGAAGAACAGUUUGCGCGACUCGCCAAAUCGAGGUGUUGCGACGCCGAGUUGCGUAAAGGCGAUGCCGUGUUGUACGAUGCGCGCACAUUUCACCAAGGCGGUGCGAACGAAUACGGGCGUCGCGCGUUGAUGACGCUGACGUUUUUGAAACCUCCCAUUCCUGACGCCCCGACGCGUAGAAAUGCGGGCGCGGAGUGGAGCAUACGAAGCGACGUCUUCGACAUGCGCCUCACGGCGGGACGCAUGGCGUCCAUGGAUUCGUCGUCGUAUAAUCAUUAA